GAGUUUGAGCGCGGUUUCUAAUGUCUGUAGGUCACUACUGGAGCUAAUGAACUUUCGCUGGUGCGACAAUAUUGGUUAAAACAGCAAUGACGAGAUCAGAAGUUUCGCAUGACAUAGGUCACUUAGCGUUUGAGGAAGAUUACAAUUCUGUUGGUGUACCACCAUCGGGAUAUCGUCGUGGUGUUAAUAAAGAUGAUCAAGGCCACUCACCCCACCCCUCUUUGGGAUCGUUUGGUUAAUUUCUCCUCAGCAUACUGAUUUCAAGUGCGCAAUUAUAUCAAGUUUCCAGUUGACCAACUCAGUUAUUAUUAUUUGUCCCUCGGGUUCCUAGUGGAACAUAGGGCUUCAGUAGCACGCCUCCAUUGCACUCUGUUCUCUGCAGUCUUUUGAACCUGUCUCCACAACUGCCCAAAAGCUUUCAUUUCUUCCUUACAUGAUUUCCUCCAUGUCACCCUCGGAUGCCCAACUCGUCGUUUUCCAUUUGGAUUCCACUCGAGUGCCUGGCGCGUGAUGUCUCUGAAUGGCUUUCUCUGUUAAGUGUACUGUUUUUAUUGAUAAACUCAGGAUCAGUCUUGUGCAACAUAUCUUAGUCUAGAUGAAUGUUGCAAUAAAUUUUUAUGAAUAACACCUAAAGGUGAAGAAGUUCGCUGUUCAUUAGAUGAAUUGGAUGCUGUAAUCGCUACAUAUGAUGAUUAUGAUGAUUCUAGACGACAUUUAUUAACCUUUCCUUCUACUGUUACUACAUCGAGAGAAUACACAAAUUGUUCAACUUUUAUUCAUUCAUCAUCAGCAACAGCAGCGUCAGUCUCAUCAUCGUUAUUAUUUUCUAAUAGACUUUCUACACUUCAUACAAAUGAUGAAUUAUCAUCUUUUAUAAGUCAACCAUCUCAGUCAACAGCAACAACAAUAGGAGCCACAAAAAUCAUACACUUAGAGUCAUCUAGUACAAAUAAUAAUAAUAAUGAUAAUAGUCGCAGUUUCGAUCGUGUAUAUGAGAUGAGAAAACUGCCUACUGAUCAAAUACAUGUGAAUAAUGCACCAAUUGAACUAAAUUCAUCAUUACCAUCAUCUUGCACUCUAACAAAAUACUCGAAUAAAACUGACUCCUCACCUCCAUUACCGCCUCCACCUGAUCUGUGUGCUUCAGAAAAUUUCCCACUUCCACCACCACCACCACUACCACCGUCAUCAUCAUCAUCAAAUUGUUCUCCAUCGUUUACACCAGCAGCUCAGUUAAAGUUCCCUUUCAAUGGACAUUCAGAUAUACAAGUUUCUAACGCUAGACAUGAACUAGAAGCAAGUAUCGACUCGUCAUUUACAAGCAGACGUUAUUCACAACCUCCUAAUAUAUCAGCACCUAAAUCAUCAUCAUCAUCAUCCAGACCAUUAAUUCCACAAAGAGCUCCAUCUACUCGACUGACAAGUGUCUCAAACUGGUCUAAACAGGAUUCGGACACACCUAUUGUUGAGACUGUAAAAUACCCUAAUGCAUCUUUUGGAAAUAACGAAGCAAGUAAUCUGAAGACAGAAUAUUGUAAAUCAGAUGUUUUCACUUCUAUGGAGUCAUCAGUGAAGGCAGAAGAAAAUGACUCAAUUGAGCGUACCACAUUACCUGUACAAGAUAUAAUACGUAAAUUUGGUAAUCUACUUGUCAGUAAUGCGAAAGUAUCAAAUCAAUGCAACACAUCUACUUAUUCACCGCAUACAAUAUCAUCUACAAUACGACCGUGUUCAACAAAUGACUAUCUACACAACACUCCUAGUAAUCAUAUUCCUCAGACCGAUAAAACUGCAAAACCAUCGAUUAUACAUAAAUAUAGUCAACCAGCAUUUCAUGUCAACUCACAUUACAGUUCUUCUUCUACUCCUUCUAUUGAUAAUGGUAAUUCAUCUAAUAAAUUAGGACAUUUUACAGGUGUAGCUACGCCGAUUGUCUUAGCUUCACAGAAUUAUUCAAUACAAGAAUCAACACAAACACACACAUCAUCAAUGAUACAUUCAAAUCAAAAUAGUAAUUUUUCUCCUGAGGCUAAUCGAUUUGGACAGAUGAAUAAUCCAUCACCUCUAUUCACCUUUUCUCCCUCUCUCCCUUCUAAUCCAAUGUGUACCAACCGGAAAAUUGGAAAUGAUAUUGCAUAUUCUACAUCAUCAACUUGUUCAUUUGUUUCACAAACAUCACUAAGUCCUGUUAAUAAUACUUCAACAUUUCUUACUUCUGGAAACAUGUCGAAUGGACUGUCAAAAACUCAUGUUAGUGCCAAUACUACUACUACUACUACUACUAACUAUAAUAAUAACAAUAAUAAUGCACACUCUACUAAUGGUGGUAAGGAUUCUACGCACAGUCAAAUCCAUCGCCAUCAACAACAACAGCUUGAUUCACAUGUAGUUCAUCAACUUAGUGGUACUUUGUUACAACGUCGAUUAUCAUCUGAUUCUUCAUCUGAUACCUCCAUGAUUCAUGUACAGUCGAUGAAUUUGGAUUCAAAUACAUUAGCUGUAUUCAAUCAAUUCAAUAUUGUUGAUGCCACCCAAAUCCCUGGUUAUCAUCCUAUUCCACUUGGUUUACCAGAUUGGAAAACACAUCGAUUAGAAAGAAAGAAUCGUGAUGCAGCUAAUGUGUAUGCAGAAGAAUUAAAGAAAUGGGGUCUUAUACCAAGUUGGAAACGUGAACUGAUUGAAAAGAAACAACUGAAUAAAAUGGAUAAUCAUCAUACUUCCUCAAAUCACCAUUAUCAGUAUAUGGAUUCUCAGGGUAGUAGCAGUGUUAACCAGUCAUUAGCUACAGCGGAAUUAGCUGAGAAGUUACAACGUCGUCUGGAUAAAGUUUCACAGGGAACAAUUGAAUCGUAACACAAGUCAAUCGGCCAUCUCAAGAUACAUGUACACAUAUCUAUCUAUCUAUCAUGGACUACAGGGAUAUAGUAUUGAGGAGAUAGUAUGAGUCAUCUUGUCUCGCUUUUUAAAUUACCCUUUUCCGCUGUUUUGUAUGAGCUUAUGAUUUCAUUUAUAUACUCUUUUUAUUGCCUGUAUUAUUAUUAUUAUUAUUAUUACUAUCCAACAGUUGGUCAGUGUCACUGAGCGUCUAUGUACUAAAUUUGUAAUAAUUGACUGACGACAGUGUAGGUUUUCAUUCUCUUCUCUUUGAUACCUUUUAUUGAACUUACAAAUUCAGGUAUAUUUUAUAUUGGAAGUUUGUUUAUUAUUCCUUCAGUUAUCAGCGUGAAUAUGUACACCCACACAGCAUUAACGUUACUCUCUUACGCUUUUAAUUCUUCUAUUAUUUUUUGUAUGGAUCUAGUACAAGACCUUUAGGCCUGUGUUUUUACUCGAAUGACUUUCGAGGUCCGACUGGAAAGAAUGGACUAGGGACCACCGGUAGGACUUCACAGAUAAGUACAACAAAAGAGCAAGCCUAACGACCUAGUGCUGGACCCGUACAAAAAGUCUCCCUUAUUACCAUCAUUUUUCUUCUUUGUUUAUCCGAUGUCGUUGAACAGAAGGACUUGUUUUUUCUUGUUUAUUUCAUCAAACAUUGCAUAAAACAAAACAAAUCCAAUCGGUCAUCUUCGAUUAAGCAUAACAGUUCUAUUCUGCAAAAAGAACUGAUUAUAUUCUAUGCUGUACUGUGUUUUUCCCUCUGCAUUCGCGAUAUAUCGCUUGCUAUACUGCGUCUGAUGCUAUUAUCAUCGCUUCUCGACGUUAUUUACUUUUGUUCUUUCAUUUUUUUUUCUCAAGGCGAAACAAGCAGCUCUCAUUAGCCCUAGCCUGUGUGUGAUGAGGUGGGGGAACAACACAACGACAGUAUCCAUAGCAGAAUUCUUGUUUGUUUUUGAAAUGUUUAUUAUGUUAUUGUUGAGAAAGACAGUUGGAAAUGACACAAAUAAUAACACUGAUUUUACUGUUAAUAUACUUUGAUCAUUGUUGCUGUUUUUAAUCAGUUUUUAUGAAAUCGAUGUUUUGUUAUAAUUUCAUUAAUUAUAAUGGAUGACGUUUU
This is a messenger RNA of Heterobilharzia americana, 3997 nucleotides long. NCBI's taxonomy places the organism in Eukaryota, Metazoa, Platyhelminthes, Trematoda, Strigeidida, Schistosomatidae. The record is from the annotation of a GenBank genome assembly.